Molecule: messenger RNA, 1607 nt
Organism: Mytilus trossulus (common blue mussel)
Lineage: Eukaryota; Metazoa; Mollusca; Bivalvia; Mytilida; Mytilidae
Product: zinc finger protein 184-like
Exons: 2
Coding region: 179-1516 (445 amino acids)
Biological process (GO): regulation of transcription by RNA polymerase II
Cellular component (GO): nucleoplasm
Molecular function (GO): RNA polymerase II cis-regulatory region sequence-specific DNA binding; DNA-binding transcription repressor activity, RNA polymerase II-specific
Source: RefSeq, a predicted model, not a curated record
UUAAAUGGAAACACACUGGCAAACCACGUGUGUACCGUUGUGUAUAUUUGACAUAUUUUAUUAUAUUUAGGUCACGCAUUACAAACUAGACCAUCACAUUAUAUUGAUGGUAUUUGUCAUGAAUGAGAGACAUCAGCCUGAUUUGAGUAAACUCGUGAAGCGAACAAAAUAGAGGAAUAUGAGAGAAAAGGAGAGUAAAGCGAAAACUACUGGUGAUGAAUUCACUUGUGAAUAUUGUAAGAAGGUAUUCACUUCAAAGAUUAACAUGAGAAGACACAUCAGAUUAAUACACAUUUCUAAUAAAGGAGUAACGUGUGAUAUUUGUAACAGGCCAUUUAAUAAUCGCAAUUAUUUACUUCGUCACAUGAAAAGUAUGCAUUCUUCAAUUGAAGAAAGUUGCACGUGCGAAAUUUGUGAUAAAUCGUUUAAAAACGACACGUGUUUGAAGAAUCACAUGAAAAUACAUACUGGUGAUAAAGUGCUCGUUGAUUGUAAAUUCUGUGGUAAAUCAUUUUCAGGAAAAGAUUCUUUGGCAAAACAUAUCAAAAUACACAAAGGCAUUAGAAGUUUCAAAUGUUCCCUUUGUGACAAACAUUUCUCACAGAAAGUUAAUCUUCAAACUCACGAAAUUGUGCACUUAGGUUUAAAACCUUUCAAAUGCGAAAUAUGCUCGAAACCAUUUAGGAGGCAACACCAUCUAGAGUCACACCAGAGGAUACAUACGGGGGAACGCCCAUAUAAAUGUACGAUUUGUAAAUUUACUGCCAUCUCAAGUUCACAACUACGUAGACACAUCGACUUACAUUCGGGAGAAAAACCCUUUAAAUGCUCAAUCUGUUCGAAAGCAUUUAGUCUAAAGAAAUACGUAAAAGCACACGAAACUACUCAUAGAGAAAAGAAAGUUUUAUGUAAACUUUGUGGUAAAGCCUUCGUGAAUACUGAUUCCUUGUAUAAACAUGGCCUUGUUCAUUCAGAUAAAAACAAAGUCGAGUGUGAAAUAUGCGGAAAGGUUCUGAAACAUCUACCGAAUUUAAGAAGACACAUAAAAGAACUGCAUUCCGAUGAGACCAAUUUUACCUGCCAUAUAUGCGAUAAGUCAUUUAAGAGAAAGGCACAUUUAAAAGUGCAUGUCAGAAUUCAUUCAGGUGUGAAACAGUACAGAUGCAAGAUUUGCGACCAUGGUUUCUAUGACAACACAAAUUUGAAACAACAUAUGCGGAUGCAUGCGGGAGAAAAGCCCUAUAAAUGCCUAACGUGUGAUAAAUCCUUUGCAUCGAAUCAACACUUGCGUAACCAUCAACUAGUUCAUACGAAACAAAGACCAUAUAUAUGUACAGUGUGUGAUCGGACUUUUACGACAAGUUCAAACCUCAAGGAUCAUAUCAACGUACAUACCGGAGACCAACGGUUUCAAUGUACGCUUUGUGAGAAGCGGUUUACCUUCCGAUAUGAAAUGAAGUAUCAUAUGAGAUAUCAUGCAAAAGAGAAAAACAAAAAACAGACAAACGAUGUUUGAAAUGGCUACAUGAGAUACGUUCUAUUUGAAUUGAUUGAUCCUUUGAGUAAACUUAUAUUGUUUUUUAAUAUCGGUAAACUAUGAUUGCUUU